AUGGCUUGUGCAAGCCUGCGCUUGCGCUACAGCAUGAACGCAACAGCACCAUAUGCAACCAAUACCAGCAGAAUUCUAAUUAGAGGCCCCGUAGACAUUAGUCCGCCCCGUUGCUCACCUGCGGCUGCGGUGCGCGUGACGGCCUGCGCGGCGACGGAGGUGACGGUGAGGGCGGCGCGCAGCUGCGCGGCGGAGGGCGCCGCGGCGCCGGCGCGCGGCAGGAAGCGCACGGACGCGGCGCCGUCCGCCAGCAGGAAGGCGUUGCGCGAGAAGCGGCCCUCCCAGUCGCCGGCCUCCAGCCACACGAAGGGCGCGGGCCGGUCCGUCGAGAAAGCAAUUAAUGUUAUGCCGUACGAUGGCACUGUAAAAGGUAUUGUGGAUGCUAUUUACAAAGGAGCCAACUUCAAAUGCACGCAUUGA
Gryllus bimaculatus (two-spotted cricket) is the source of this 420-nucleotide messenger RNA. The record is from the annotation of a GenBank genome assembly. NCBI's taxonomy places the organism in Eukaryota, Metazoa, Arthropoda, Insecta, Orthoptera, Gryllidae.